AUGGAGUUGGACGACGCCCCCUCUCAGCAUCAGCUCCCAGCAGCGGGAGGCGUUGUUCUGCUUGUAGACGAUGACAACCUAAGCAUCGAGGAGCGCCGUCUCGCUGCAAUGUACAGCGAAGAAGAGCUCGAUAUGAUGCCGCCUCCAGGCUUCGAGUUGGGUCCGGGGGGCAGCCAUGGCCAGGGCGGCGCCGACGUCGAUCUCGAAUGGGCCAGCUUGGUGGCUGUGUCUCUCGGCGUGGACGUGCCGGUCUUGGGCAGCGCCGCCGCCCCCGUCAAUUCCUUGCCCGGUACUGCGAUUAUGGAGGAGGCGUACGCGCACGGCGGCUUCGGGGCCUUGCCGGCCUCCGGCUAUUCGGUCGCCACGCUGGAGACGCGCAAGCAUGAUGCCGGCGACGGCGGGUGUGUGAUCUGCAUCGAGGAGUACGAGGUUGGCGAGGAGCUGAGCGUGGUGCCGUGCGAGUACAGGCACGCGUUCCACCGGAGCUGUCUGGAGCAGUGGUUGGCACAGAGCCGCCUCUGCCCGCUCUGCCGCCACGCGCUGCCCGCCAAGGGGGACGAGCGAUGGGCUUAG
Brachypodium distachyon (stiff brome) is the source of this 573-nucleotide messenger RNA. Its product is annotated as probable E3 ubiquitin-protein ligase ATL45. Gene Ontology annotation, cellular component: cytoplasm; nucleoplasm. The record is from RefSeq and is a predicted model, not a curated record. Bases 1 to 573 code for a protein of 190 amino acids. The transcript has a single exon. NCBI's taxonomy places the organism in Eukaryota, Viridiplantae, Streptophyta, Magnoliopsida, Poales, Poaceae.